AUGAUUGUGAGCAACUUAGUACAAGUUAGCACAGAAAAUUUAGCUACCUUCAUUAAGACCGCCAAAGCCAUGCAAAUAACAGGACUCACUGGAGAUGGAAAUGGCUCAACUGAUAAUGACGUUGUGGAAGUUCCUGUUGAAAAACGUAUUCUACAUGUAGAAUAUUGCAAGCCAGUUUCUCUACCUAGACCAAAGAAACAACAACACCCUCCUGCUCCAAUAUCAUCUCCUUAUGUGAAGAGACAAAUACUGAGUGCUUUAACUAGUGAUACCAAACCCUUACCUCCCCUUGUUACGAAAGUUGAACCCAUAGCCCCUCAUCAACUUGUUCCUAUUGCAACACCUCAAUCUUCAUCUCUACGUUUUAAGACCGAAUCAUAUAAACAGUCGGCCAGCCUUCUAGAUGAGCCAGGUGAUGACAUGUUUAAAGAAGAUACAUUGGAUGGGACUGUAGGCGAUGAUAACGAAGAUUACUCUAUGAUGGAAAGUGGUAGUGGAGAAGAACCACAGGCAGGAACUAGUACUGAUGAAGCAGGCGAAGGCCAAGAUAUAAAUACAAUGGACUUACUACAAAAAAUCAAAAGAAAACCCAAUAUGCCAAGAUAUAUAGUUCAAACCUCACAAUUGUCCACCAGAUCAUGA
Diabrotica balteata is the source of this 642-nucleotide messenger RNA. NCBI's taxonomy places the organism in Eukaryota, Metazoa, Arthropoda, Insecta, Coleoptera, Chrysomelidae. The record is from the annotation of a GenBank genome assembly.